AGGGGAAUUGCAUAUUUCUGAUAUUUGUUAUAAAGUUUAUAAAUUGAUCUGCCUUUUAGAAUUCCAUAUAAACCAAAUCGUUUAUAAAGAUGUAAGUGGGGAAUAGUGUUUGUUAAUCAUAUAUCUUUCCUUUCCAUCUUUAUCAAUUAGAUAAACUAAGAUAUUUUUUCUUGCAAUUGGACAUUUCGGCGACACUAUUGGUAGAUUCAUCAAGGAGACGUAGCACAGCGCAGAAGAAAGAAAGAUGACGACACUUACUUGUCUUGUAGCAUGGUUAUUUCUGUAUCUUUUUGCAGUUUCGUCGUUAUCACUGUGCAGUAUUAACAGAGAUUCGAGAGAGGAUGCCAAGGAUGGACAUGCAAUUGGAGAGUCUGACCAGCCUCCUGCUAAUAUUAAGAACCCUAAUGGUGAAAUAGAAAUGCAUUUAAGCACUGAUGAGGUCGUGAAGGAAGAGAAGGUUGGAGGCAUCACAGAGAAUCAACAUCAACAAGACUCCACUAAACAAAAGAAUUCAGGUGUUUUGUCAUCAGAAACUGUUUAUCAGGAUGUGCAGAAUGAACCACCAAUAGACCCUAAACCAUCACCGAGAGAGCAAAAACAUGAUCAGGAUGAGAGCAGAGAAAAAGACAUUGUCAUUCCAGAUGAUGAUGACAGCCCCACCGAUAAUGACCCUAUGCCUGUUAACAAUGAUAUGGAUGGUUCAUCUGAGGACGGACUGAUUAAACAGGAUAUAUCUGGGGAUAAUGAAAUCACAGAAGAUGUCGAAGAGGACAGUCAACAAAGAGAGCUUGCACAAGCAGAAGCAGAGGAAGAUGAAAUAGACAAAAGUGAAGAAAAACAUUUAGAUGGAGAUCCAAACCAGGAUCAAGAAUCGAGUGCGGAAGAUAUAUCAACAGAUACCACAAAAGAGCCAGACCCUGGUGAGAAAUCAGUAGAUGCCAAGACAGAGGUAGUUGAUGAAAAUACAGAGGAAGAAGGAGCAAAUGUGUCGGCCGAUGACUCUCAUUUAGCUGAUAAUUUGGAAGAAAUAAGGACAGAUGACAAGAAAGACAUCUUAAAAGAACAGCCCAGCAUGGAAACCUUUGAAGAAACAGGUGAAAGAAAAUUACCUGGGACUGGUGAAGAUGAAGGAGAAGAGAUAGAGAUUGAUCAGCAGAUAGAUGAGGAAAUCGCGGGGGAUAAUGUAGUGGAACAAAAAGACGAGGAGGAGAAAAAGACAAAGGAAAGGGGGAAGGAAGAGGAGACAGAACCGGAAGAAAAAGGAGGUGAGAAAUCACUGGAUGUAAAGCGAGGCUUAGAUGAGAAAGACAAAGAAACAAUGGAUGACAAAGAUGAAGAAUUAAAACAAGAUCAAGAGGAUAAGACAGAAGAUGAGAAAAGGUCUGAAGUUGAUUCUGGAGAGGGGAUCAAACCUACCGAGGAAGAAACCAAAUCUAAUGCGACAGAUCAUGAUGUGAUUAAAACUGAUGAAAUGCCAUCCUAUGAUGAGUGGAGGGAAAAGAAGUUACAACAAGCAAAGGAAGACUUUGAUAGAGAAUUGGGUCAAGGUGAGAGAAAUCCUGCGCCCGCUCCAAAGUUCAACUUGAAUGAAAACAGUAAGAACCAUGCAUCGGCUGACUGCGGAUCAAAGAUACUUGGAACCAAUCCGGAAGCCCAGAGCCCUUCGGCUAUUCUCAACAGCAAUAGGGACAUCUAUAUGAUCAACCCUUGCUCAGCCAAAAGUAUAUGGUUUACUGUAGAGUUAUGUGAGCCUAUCCAGGUAAAACUGAUAGAGCUUGCCAACUAUGAACUCUUUUCUUGUGUUCCUGAGAGCUUCAAAGUCUCAAUAAGUGACAGGUACCCAGUGAGAGAGUGGCAUCAGCUAGGUACGUUCGUAGCUCGCGAUGAACGAUCUCUUCAGAACUUCCCUCUUAAUGAAGAAACCAUGUUUGCCAAGUACAUGAGGAUUGAGAUGCUUACUUUCUUUGGCUCGGAACACUUUUGUCCUCUUAGUGUGCUCAGAGUAUUUGGUACAAGCAUGGUGGAGGAAAUUGAUGAUGCAGAGGGAGUCGACUCGGCAUCUUCAACAGAACAAGAUGUGCUUCCCGUACAUCCGACACCAUUACCUGAAGAUCUCAAGGGUAAUGGUAUUCUGGACCACGCCAAGGAUGCGGUCUUCAAGCUGGUAGAGAAAGCUGCUAAAGUUCUAACAGGCUCCAAGUCAGACGGGGAGGCGGACACUGAUAAGAGUGCUGAUGAUAUUGGUGAAGAGAUGCCAAUGGAUAGAAACUUUUCCGAUGGCAAAGUGAAAGAAGAUGGCACUCAAGGCUCUGACAAGGAGAGUGAACCUCAUAAUGACAGGUGUAACGGACAAGAAGUUUGUUUCCAAGAGAACUAUGCCACCGCAUCACAACAUUGCUGCUUUAGUCUCCUCGCCCAAGCUGCUGGAUCAAUCCUUUUAUGUUGCAAGGCACUGAAACAAAGACCUAAACCUAUCAAACCAGGAGGAGAGACUGUUGAGGAGACUAGCAAUCUUCUUCUGCCUAGUCAAGUACCGAUGGAAGUGAUUCAGACAAAGAUUGAAGAUACAAAAGACAAGAUAGAGGCCAGUAUUCAGACGUCGAUAGUCUUAGAACCAACCCCACCUGACAUUUACCAUGGAGAAGACAAGAAAAUAGAAUCCAGCUCUCCCCCUUCGAUUGUCUUCCCAUCAACGGAUGUCGCACGGCCUAUCAAAAGUUCACGUUCGGAGAUAUUAGCCACGAAGACCAAGACGAAGCAGAUACUCCAUACAUCAUUAGACCAAACACAAAAUAUGAUGGAUGUUGGAGGUGAGAUUAAUAGGUUGCCGAGUGAAGAUAAGGAGAAUAAAUCUGAGAUAAGUGUUGAACCAAAACCAGUCCCUCUCCUUAAAGAUUCUGUAACAGAGGAAAAAACAAAAUCGAAAAACAAGAGCAUAGAUGUUGAAGUUGCGAGUGCUUCUGAGUCAAAUAAAUCAACUAAUAUCAGCCAUGAUGUUCCACCCAUUGAAACCAUCACAAGACCUGAAUCGGAAGAAAAGGAACAGCCUCCGGUACAAACUUCUGACAAAGACGCCAUCAAGGUGAAUGCUGCAGUAGGAACAACAAAACCAUCCAGUCAACAAAUAGCCAAGUCAGAAAUUGAUAGCAAUGUCUCAGAAGAACUUGAGGACAAAGGUUCCCCACCUGUAGCUGAUACCAUCAAAGAAGAGAAUGGUGCUAAUACGACAAAUAAAAUUCAAGAAUCAAAACGGGAAGUGAACGAAUCAACAAAGGUAACCCAACCCAGCACGCUUGGUGAGAAACCAACGUCUCUGGCCAAUAACAGUAAGUCUACAGCGGCGGCGGCAGAUGUGGGGAAUGGGUCGUUCUCUCCAAGUGCUUCAAGUUUAGGUUCCCUUCCCCAUGGUGUUCAGAAGGAGUCCGUACUGAUGAGGCUGAAUAACCGUAUCAAGACACUUGAAAUCAAUAUGUCGCUGAGUGGAUUGUAUCUCGAGGAACUCAGUCAGAGGUAUCGCAAGCAGAUGGAUGAAAUGCAGAAGGCUUUUAAUACGAAGAUCAAAAAUGUACAAGAUAAUGCCCAGAAAGCACAGGAGCUUAGACAACAGCAAGUAGAAUACAUUCAGCAGCUUGAGAAGAAAUUGGAGAAGAUGACAACAGACCUUGAGAAUGUGACUCACAGAAUGGAUGGAAUCCUGAGAGAGGUUGUUGAGCGUCAUCUCUUUUUGAUGCUGUGUGAGGUAGUCGUCAUGGUGAUCGUCUUCAGCUACUGUCUACGAAGGUCUUCCUCACAAUCAUCUCACGGCAUCAACACGUCUGUUGGCAUGGCAACCAAGUCAAGUGGUAAGAAGCCUGUUGAGGAGACUGGGAGAAGGAACUCAGAUGGUCUGCUCCAUGUGCCUAUGAGGGACAAGAUCUCCUUGAGUCCUGGAUUGGGACCAGGACUCGGCUUCAUGAAAGAUGUCGGAAAAACAGGCAGCCUGGAUGAUUUGUUGAUCAUAGGACCCACGACCCCUCUCAGGGAGGCUCUUAGACAGGCAUCUGAGCCAUCCAAGCAGAGAAACCGUCACAAGAACAAGGGGAGGAAUAAAAACAGCCAAAGGCCAGCUUCUGCAGCCUCUGCAACCUCCACAGAGAGUGUUCCUCAGGAUCUUGUCUCCUCGUCUUCAAACUCCUCUAUAGCCUCCAGCUUUUCAUUGUCCUCGACGUCAAGCACCAAGGGACUAUCGUCAUCGGCAACCUCUAAGCAAUCGACGUCAGGACCGUCAACAUCCGGCAACAGGGGAUUGCCGUCGGCAGCGAACUCUAGGCAUUCCACAGCGGGACUUCUAUUUCGGGGUUCUGCUCCGGUGAAGAAGGGAUCACAAGGGGGGAUGGGUGGACACCAACAGCCACAGAGGGAUGUGCCCGAGAACAUUGGACAGAUGAAUGGAGAGUAUCAGGGUCAUGCAGGAGGAGGAGGAGGGGGUAAGAAAAACAACCAGUGCAUUAACGGCUAUAGCAAAAGGUGAUGAUUGAAAGAAGUUACCCAGAAAAUGUCCAUGCCUGUCCUUAAAGGGCUGUUCUUCCUGGACGUUUCAGCCACUGUAUGCCAACAUACUGUAUAUGUGGUCAGCCUUUUUCUCCUUGAAACACAUUAUUUUUUUAUUGACAAGAAUCGCAUUUCAUUAAAAACAUAAAAUAUCAAGUAGUCAAAUGAUUCCUUUGAUGAAUCAUUUUGUUUUAACAUAAGGCAAAUCUCGAUACUUUUAUCAAGAAAUGGCAUGAAUAAAAUGGCUUGCCGCGACCAGUGUAUGUCGGCACACACUGGCUAAAACAUUCAGGUGUGAUUACCCUUUACCUGAGUUUUAGCAAGAGCAGAAAGCUAAGACCUUUGCUAGUUGUUAAAUUUAUUACAAAAGCUUUCAACAAAUGCCUGCUUUGCAAGGGUGUUACAUGUACCUUA
Molecule: messenger RNA, 4944 nt
Organism: Lytechinus variegatus (green sea urchin)
Lineage: Eukaryota; Metazoa; Echinodermata; Echinoidea; Temnopleuroida; Toxopneustidae
Gene: suco
Product: SUN domain-containing ossification factor-like
Exons: 17
Coding region: 245-4510 (1421 amino acids)
Biological process (GO): protein folding in endoplasmic reticulum
Cellular component (GO): cytoplasm; membrane
Source: RefSeq, a predicted model, not a curated record